AAAUAGAAAAAUAUCCCAACAUUAAACCCAAAAACCCUACAUUUGUUAAACCCCAGUCAUCUUCUCCAUUUCUCAAACUCCUAUAGAGUUAAAACAGUCUUAUCUCUGCUUCUCUAAUGGCUAAUUGAACUUAACUAAAAAUACUAUGGCGGCGAAGAAGAAGCAAAAUCAGAACAAGCAGAAUUCAGUGAAGAGUAGUAGUAGCCAAAUUGAAAAAGCAGUGAAUUGCACUAAAAAGAAGAAUAAUAAUAAAAGGAAGCAACAGCAACAGCAACAUCAGAAACAGUUUUUGAAUGAGGAUGAUUAUAGACUUCGGCUUCAGGAGGUAUUGUAUUCACGGGAUUAUAUUUUAGCUAAAAUUUUCAGAAAGGACGGUCCUCCACUUGGUGAUGAAUUUGAUUCUCUUCCUGAAAAUGCUUUUUGUCUCCGCCUGAAGAAAGGUUCCAGAAUUUCUAGUCAUGCGAGCCAAGAAAACCAAGGAGCGACUAAGAGGAGAAAGAUAUCUGCACCUGCCAACUCGCAUUGCCGAGCUUCAUGUGAAAGUAGCCGUCCUGUUAAGACGCAUGGUGUUGGGAAAGGUGUGAUAAUGACAAAAGACGUUUCGGUGAAAAAGUAUGGCACUGGGAAAGGUUUAAUGACUGAGAAGAGGGUUUCAAUUAGAAAACAUGGUAUGGGGAAGGGUUUGAUGACAGUUUGGCGGGUGACAAAUCCUGAUGCCGGAGACGUCCCCACUGGUGUUGAUUUUGGAGAGAGUGCUAAAGAGAGAAAGAAGAAGUUGCUGCAGCGUCAGUCUAUUUUGAGAAAAAUAGAAAAGAAAUUGCAGGAUACAAAGAAGGUUGGCGUGAAAAGCAGAAAGCCAGAGAAUAAAAGGAUUGAAAAGCAGAAGCCACCCCGUAAGGAAAAAUGUGAACUUGCACUGGAAGAGAGAAAGUGCCAAGAAGUCUUACCUAUCAAAAAAAGGAAGUGCCAAGAAAAGUUUACUCAGUUGGAGUCGCUAGUGGACGAUGAGGAACUUGAGUUAAUGGAGUUGGAAGCAGGACCUAACUCAUUAACGUGCUGUACCCACUUCGCAAGCAAUGGACUUCGUGGCUGUUCACUUUGCAAAGGUUUACUUCCAAAGUUUCCUCCGGAUUCAGUAACAAUGAAGCUGCCUCUCUAUGUGCGACCUUGGGAUUCCUCUCCAGAGCUUGUCAAGAAGCUUUUCAAGGUCUUCUACUUUAUUUGUACAUACGUGGCAAGAAUUGAUAUUUGUUCCUUCACAAUUGAUGAGUUUGCUCAAGCAUUUCAUGAAAAAAAUUCCUUGCUCCUUGGUCAAGUUCAUUUAGCCCUUCUCCGGCUUCUUUUGGCAGAUGUUGAAAUUCAGCUUGACAGUGGAUUAAUUCAUCAAGCAAGCAGAAAGUGCAAUUUCUUGGGAUUGGUUUACUCAAUUGAACAUGAAGAAUUUAGUCUGAAACUCUGGAUAAGUUCUCUCAAUGCCUUAACAUGGACAGAGAUACUACGGCAAGUCUUGGUCGCAGCUGGUUUUGGGUCCAAACAUGGUAGAGUACCUCAGGAGGCUCUCAGCAAGGAAGUUAGUUUGAUGGCCAAGUAUGGGUUAACCCGUGGUACACUGAAGGGUGAACUUUUUAGCAUUCUGCUACUUGAAGGAACUAAUGGAAUGAAAGUCCAUGAGCUGGCAAAACUGCAAUCUAUUGUUGAAUUGAAUCUGGCAGCAACAACCAUUCAGCUAGAAGAUUUAAUAAGCGCAACCCUUUCUAGUGACAUUACCUUGUUUGAAAAGAUUUCAUCUUCAGGGUACCGUCUACGUAUUAAUCCUUCUUCAGAGGAAUCUGAAAUUUCUUUCUCAGAUUCUGAAGGAGAUGACACCGAGGUUAUUAGUGGAUACAUCAGAGAUAAUUCAGACUGUGAGUCCCGCGAACUAGUUCCAGCUGAAUCUGGACGGAGAUAUCAGUUUGAAAAUAGGAACAGUUCGUCAACAGUAAAUACCGAAAUUGAUGAAAGCUACUCAGGAGAAGCAUGGUUGUUGGGGCUGAUGGAAGGUGAAUAUUCAGAUCUAGGCAUCGAAGAGAAGCUGAAUGCCUUGGUGGCAUUGGUUGAUCUUCUUACUGCUGCAUCCAGCAACACUGAGAAGGAUCCGAUGCCGUCCCGUGUAGAAUAUGCUCCUGCGAGGAUUCAUCAUGCUUCUGGUGGAAAAAUAAAGAGGUCAUCAGCAAAGUCAUCCUACUUGACUGGUCAAGCACAAAGUCAUAGUGGACUUAGUAAUCAAGAUUCAACAGUGUCGCUGGAACUUGACCCUGUUGAUUCUUCAGCAUCAAUGUCAAAAAUCUGGGAGAAAAAAAAGUCACCUAGCACUGCAAAGAAUGCCAAAGAACUGGAAGCUGGAGACAAUUUGCACCCUAUGCAGUCUAUCUUCCUCGGUUCUGACCGUAGGUACAAUAGAUACUGGAUUUUCUUGGGCCCUUGCAAUGAUCUGGAUCCUGGGCACAGGAGAAUUUAUUUUGAAUCUUCUGAAGAUGGUCACUGGGAGGUGAUUGAUACUGAAGAGUCUUUAUGCUCUUUGUUGUCUGCAUUGGACCGUAGAGGUACACGAGAGGCUCUUCUAGUUGCAUCUCUGGAGAAACGGGAAACCUUCCUUUGCCGAGCAAUGUCGAAUUUGCUGAAUGAUUUAGGAGAUAGGCAAUCACCUCAAUGUGGAAGGAAUUUUUCUAGGGAAGAUAGUUCAUCAUCUGCAGUUUCUGAUGUGGACAACUUAAGCCUGGUUGAAGUGCACAAUGGUUCUACUGGUUCCCAGGUGCCUGUAGGGAGGAAAGGAGAACAUCAGCAAGAAAAAUGGAACAAUGCUCAAGCUUUUGACUCAUGGAUAUGGAAAUCAUUUUAUUGUAAUCUUGCGGCUGUGAAAUGUGGGAAAAGGUCUUAUCUUGAUUCACUUGCAAGGUGUGAACAGUGUCAUGAUCUAUACUGGAGGGAUGAGAAGCACUGCAGGAUUUGCCACACUACGUUCGAGCUUGAUUUUGAUCUUGAAGAAAGAUAUACCAUUCAUACUGCAACAUGUAGGCAGAACCUAGAUCCUGAUAAGUUCUCAAAGCAUAAAAUUCUCCCAUCGGAACUGCAGUCACUUAAAGCUGCAGUACAUGCAAUUGAGUCAGUAAUGCCUGAAGAUGCCUUAGUUGGUGCUUGGAGAAGAUCUUCCCACAAUCUUUGGAUCAAAAGACUGCGCCGGGCCUCAACUUUAUCAGACAUUUUACAGGUUCUUGCUGAUUUUGUCACUGCUAUCAAUGAGGACUGGUUGUGUGAAUCUGGUCAUACUUUGGGAUCGAAUUAUGACCCGGAAGAAAUUAUUGCAAGCUUUUCAAGCAUGCCCCAGACUUCAUCUGCAGUUGCUUUUUGGUUGGUCAAAUUGGAUGCCUUGGUCGGAACCCACUUGGAAAGUGCCCGUUAGCAAUAUACAGUCCAAAGGUACAUUUGUUCCGAUCAGGUGAUAUUCUUUAAUUCCAGUAUUAGAGUACAUGGUUUGCAUCAAACCGGAUCCAUCACACUUCUCUGUGACAAAAUAUAGACUUUUGUAGAGGGUUAUUCCUAUCAUUAUCCCUGAGGGAAUCAUGUCGCUUACUGCUAGAAAUGUAACAGAAAGCUUUAUGAUUUUUUGGAAAGUAAAGCAGAAAAUGCGGCUUGUUCAGCAAUUGGUUCAACGAUCCAACCUGACAUUAGACACUUGUACAAUGUUACUUCCCAACAUCCAUUUUUAUCAUCAGUAUACUAGGAUACAUAAAUGCUUAUCGAAUGUACAUAAUAGAGUAGGUUCUCUUCCUCAUAUCCAGUCCUCACCGCUCCAAUUUUGGCCAUCUGUUGUAUUAGGAGUCACUCUUGAUUUUUUCACUUGUAUUAACACAUUCCUUGUAAGAUAAAGAAUCUGCUAUACAUGUCUUCCUUUGCGGCAAAGUAAUAAAAUUUGAUGGGGCUGUUCUAUGCUUCGAUUCCAGAUCA
Nicotiana tabacum (common tobacco) is the source of this 3984-nucleotide messenger RNA. Its product is annotated as homeobox-DDT domain protein RLT3. The record is from RefSeq and is a predicted model, not a curated record. NCBI's taxonomy places the organism in Eukaryota, Viridiplantae, Streptophyta, Magnoliopsida, Solanales, Solanaceae. Gene Ontology annotation, biological process: regulation of transcription by RNA polymerase II.